AUGAGCAGUAAGCAUUGCAGCUACGCAUUUCAUUCCCCACCUAGCUUUUUGGCAGCCUUGGAUGCCUCGCUGGCACUGGCUGAAUCUUCUGGUGAAACAACGAUCUUCUACCAAAAUGAUGGGAACUGGACGAACCAUGGCCAGAACCCCAGUGCAAUCUUCUUCAAUGUUGCGUCGAACCAUGAGACCGCGAAGGGCGUUUGUGCUUCUCACAACGAAACCCUCCUGAACUGCCACCAGUUCUCUGAGCUCAAUGAGCAGUUCUCAUACCAGAGAUACCUAGGAAAUCUGGAUGCGAAUCAACUACCUUGGUCAUCUUGCUCAUCGACCAAACCAAGCAACCAAAAUGGUAUUUUGCCGAAAGCUGGGAAGAGCUUCAAACAUCUCUUCCUGUGUACAAACAAUGUCCCGUUGGUCAAAGACGUGUACACAGACUUCUCUGGCUUUCCACGUGCCAGCACAACUGCUAAUGGAACUUCCUUCGAGGGCCUACGAGACCACAUGGCAUUCAGCCCCCCCGUCAAGGAUCUGCGAUUCAAGUAUGCCGAGAAUUGGGAAGGAACCCAUGUUCAAGCCACAAACUACAGCAAUGGAUGCCUCCAAUACGGCUGGUUUGAAGGAGAUGGUUAUGGGCUCAAUCCGUGGGGAGAUAGCGAAGACUGCCUCUAUCUGAAUGUCUAUACGAGUACAAUCCCAGAUUCGCCAUCUGAUGACUCCAAACUCAAACCGGUAAUGUUCUGGUUCUAUGGAGGUGGCCAAACCACUGGAACUGCGUCUGAUUCGACAUUCGAUGGUGCUAGUAUCCUGAGUCGCGGUGAUGUGGUAGUAGUCACGGCCAAUUAUCGAUUGAACAUCUUCGGAUACAUGGGUCUGAAUGACUCGGUUAUCCCUGGCAAUUAUGCUCUGACCGAUAAGAUUGCGGCUCUCGAUAUAUUCGCGGAUUUGGUGGCAACCCCAAACAAUGUCACCAUCUUCGGCCAAUCUGCUGGAGGAGGCUCCGGCAUUGACUUGGUCACCUCACCGAAAGCUUCGGGUCUAUUCUCAGGAGCUAUUCAGCAGUCUGCUGGCCGUGGUCACGACACAGUCCCAGACACUGCAGCAGCAUUGAUUCUUCCAUAUAUUGACAAGUACUGUCACGGUGUCAAUGGAACUGGCGAAGCACGUCUCAAGUGUCUCCAAGACCUUCCAGCCCAGACACUUCUCAACAUCACUUACAGCGAAGUUACUAGUUGGCAAACCCUAGUUGAAGGCAUAUAUAUGCCUGACAUUCCCAUGUCCCAAGUGGCCAAGGGAAAAUCUUACAUCAACCCUGUCAAGCUGAUGAGCACAUUCAUGCCAGAGGAGGCCCAAUCGCUGCUCAAGACGCUAUUGGCACCAAACAUGUCUAACUUCACCGCCAAUCUAUGGACAUUGGAAGAAAGUGGACAGAUCAGUGCCAAGCAGGUAUCGGAGAUCCUUACGUCCAAUCUUUGGCUCGUUACCAACGAGACCAUCCCCAACAACGGCAGCACCACAUACCCCAAUGUAUACAAUGCCAGUAUCAACGUGGCAACCGACGCACAAUUGGCCUGUCUCUGUGGGCAAUAUGCUGCUCUUGGAACCUUUGUUGCAGCAUUUGAUCCCGUCUGGGUCGGCGUGCACCGGAGAGGCUACGGUCUUAGCUACUAUGAUUAUUACGACCUCUGCACUUUCCCAGUUGGGAAACCAGAGACUCCUUACUACCUGUGCCACUGCAGUGAUCUUUAUGAGAUCUUUGGCACUUAUUAUCUGUUCGAUCUACCAGUUAGAGUUCCUGAGGAUAUUUUCUAUACCAAUGCAGUCCAGGACAUGUGGAAGUCGUUUGCGCGAACGGGUGACCCGAAUGUCAACAAGAAGUAUUUGAAAGCGCGAGGCUACAAUACUACGAACAAGUUCUUUGAAAACUGGGAAUGGCCUCAGUCAGGGUAUAUAACUCUUCCGAGUCUCAGACAUUGCAAGGUGAUUGUUCCGGAUUUGACCCUGUAA
This is a messenger RNA of Penicillium malachiteum, 2004 nucleotides long. RefSeq names its product carboxylesterase. The transcript is spliced from 3 exons. The coding region runs from base 1 to 2004 and encodes 667 amino acids. Lineage: Eukaryota; Fungi; Ascomycota; Eurotiomycetes; Eurotiales; Aspergillaceae. The record is from RefSeq and is a predicted model, not a curated record.